GCAGGGUUGGGGGGCGGGAGGGCAGGGAUCCUCUCUGGACUGGUAUCGCGCCUUGGUGCUGGGGGGGGAGGGAAGGGGAGGAAAAUACUGGUGCCCCUUCUCUCCUCUGCCGCCUUGAAGUAGAUUUGAGAAGCGGCCCUUCCUCUCCCCCCCUUCCCCCCUUCCCGCUGGUCCUUUGGCAUCUUCCAGACCAUGUCCACUGGGUCUCUCAGUGAUGUGGAAGAUCUGCAGGAGGUGGAGAUGCUGGAGUGCGAUGGCCUGAAAAUGGAUACUAACAAAGAGUUUGGGGCGUCCACCGAGAGCAACGAGGAGGGAUCCAAUGGCGAGAAUGGCUCCCCUCAGAAGGGGAGAGGGGCCUCGGGCAAGAGGAAGAAAGCUCCCCCCAAGAAGAGCCCUUUAAACGGAGUGAGCCAGGAGGGAAAGCAGGUCCAGAGAAACGCUGCCAACGCCAGGGAGAGGGCGAGGAUGAGGGUCCUUAGCAAAGCCUUCUCCAGGCUUAAGACCACCCUGCCCUGGGUGCCCCCAGACACCAAGCUUUCCAAACUGGACACCUUGAGGUUGGCCUCCAGCUACAUCGCUCACCUGCGGCAGAUCCUGGCCAAUGACAAGUAUGAAAAUGGCUACAUCCACCCAGUCAACCUGGUAAGUCACGGCCUGCCGGGGCCAGGCACUCUGCGUGCGUGUGCAUGGGGAGAGGCGGCGAGGAACUGGGAUGGGGCAUGUGCGGGGAGAAACCUUUGCUGUGCUUCUCACAGAGUCUGGUGCCAGUAG
Molecule: messenger RNA, 771 nt
Organism: Phaethon lepturus (White-tailed tropicbird)
Lineage: Eukaryota; Metazoa; Chordata; Aves; Phaethontiformes; Phaethontidae
Product: transcription factor 21-like
Exons: 1
Coding region: 193-771 (192 amino acids)
Biological process (GO): developmental process; regulation of transcription by RNA polymerase II
Molecular function (GO): protein dimerization activity; RNA polymerase II transcription regulatory region sequence-specific DNA binding; DNA-binding transcription factor activity, RNA polymerase II-specific
Source: RefSeq, a predicted model, not a curated record